UGUGUCGCAGCGCGUGCGGGGCUGACGGAGCAUCUGUCGGAAUAUUCUUAUACCUCCAUCUUUCUACCCCGCUGCCGCCCAGGAGCCACCACCCGUAGCAACUAGACGUGUAAAUGGAGUUUCAAUCGUUGUCGUGACUGUCCUCCACCGCCUCUCACCCUGCAGAAGACUGCAUUGAAGUUGCAGCAGCGACCACAGCACCGCGGCUCCCUCUCCUGUUGCAGACAUGGGCACCGUCCUCUCCAUAUCUCCUGCCACGAAGAAGGCGUCUAUUAUGGACGCCGAGCUCGCGGCAGGGGAUGGACAGAAAAACGACAAGAGCCUCAAGCGCCACUCGAUGUUCGUCUCCCUGUCCUGGAGGAAGCUGGUGUUCAAUUCGGGCAAGAAGAGUGCCAAGAAAGUGACCCCGAACCCGCUGCCAGCCCCGGCAAACCAAGUGGCGCAGCUCAACAGCGAAAACAUCAGGAAGACGCACAAAACCGACGAGAAGAAACCCAAAGCGCCCAUCCCGGUACCAGUACCCACUGUGCCCACGCAAAAUAAAGAUGCCCUGGUCCAAAAUGGAAAGCUUUCCACGGUGCAGAAGCAGCCCAGCAGCCUGUCUGUGUCCCCCAGGCGGAUCGUCAUCCAGGCUUCCACCGGGGAGCUGUUGCGCUGUUUGGGGGACUUCAUGUGCCGCAGGUGUUUCAAACUGAAGGAGCUAAAGAGUUCAGAUGUGAUCCUAUGGUUCCGCAACAUCGAUCGGACUCUCUUGCUGCAGGGCUGGCAGGAUCAAGGCUUCAUCACGCCGGCCAACGUGGUGUUCGUGUACCUGCUGUGCGAGGACACGAUAGAGGACAGCGUGGACACCGCGGCCGAGCUGCAGGGAACCUUUCAGACUUGCCUCUACCUGUCCUACUCCUACAUGGGCAACGAGAUCUCCUACCCGCUCAAGCCCUUCAUGAUCGAGGCCAACAAGGAUGUGUUCUGGGAGACGGCGCUGCGGAUCAUCGACAGGCUCAGUGCCAAAAUGCUGCAGCUCAAUUCAGACCCGCACUUUUUCACCGAGGUCUUCCAGGACCUGAAAAACCAACGAGAUACGACCGAGGCAAACCUGGAUCGCUGACGUGGAAACAAGACACUGGUGUUUUUUUGUUUUUUUUAAAGAAUAAAAAAGAUGAUUGUUUGGCACAUAACGAUGAAUGUAAAAGGCCAACGUGGAAGGCUUCUCACGUCUUGGCUGAAUAGAAUGAUAGGCUGCAGAUUUCAUAAAAUGCAUGCCACAAUGGUAAAAUCAACAUCUUUUUUGUCUUGUCCCUUUGGGGUGACGCAGGGAUUGACAUUGUAAGUGACACUCAAAUCCUUCUUUCAUUCAUGAUUAGCCUACUUGAUGGGUAAGUCAGCGCGCGGAUGGUGCAGUGUGGGCUGGUUCAGGACCAGAAUAGAUGUGUUUGUGAGAGGUGGAGGCGGAGCUGUCCUAGGUGCUGACCUGUACAGCCAUUUCUCCUCUGCUCCGUGCUAUUUGAGUCACCUAGCUCGCCACAACAGAGCCAAUGCGUGGCUUAAGAGGACAAGAGUCAGUACACUUUCAGCACAUAAGCCUAAGCCUUGUGAGUGCAGGUACACAGCAUAAUGUUUUUUUUAGAUUCUCUGUAAGCUGAUGGACAUGCAACAGAUAACAGAAGCAUGUUUCUGCAAGGGGACACAAUAGGCUACUUAUGUGAAUAAUUACUAUUUCUUUUAUUGUAGAAUAGACUGCUCGAUAAAUCAUAUGGUCUACAAAACGUCAGAAAAUAGAGGAAAAUCUCCAUCCCAGUUUCUCAAAAGCCAAAGUUUGUCUUUAAAUGUUCUUGUUGUCAGUCCAAACCCAAAUAUAUUAACACAGAAUCCAUAGAAUAAAAUCAUUAAUAAACAAUUAUAUAUUUUAGGAUAAAUCUGCAUGCUUUAAUCAGCUAAAUUGUUCUCAGUAUUUCACACAAUAAUUAAGGAUUCCUACAGAUAUUGAAAGUAUUUUAUUGAAAUCAACAAAAAUAUUUAACAGACUGAAGUUUCAGAAGCUUUAUGAUACACAUUUUAGAAUUGCAAGAAAUCUCCGUACCUGACAGGAUUCUUUGCAGGAGAAAUGACUAUCAUUUAAUGGAUUACAAAUUGGUUGCCGAUUAUCUUUUUGUCAAUGGACUAACGGAUGAGUCAACCAAUCGUUGCCUCUCUAAAUAAGAUGCUAUGGGAAAUAGAGGUGAAAAGCCUCAUGCUGUGUAUCUUCAUAUCUGAUUGCUCUUGAUGUGGGAUUUAAUCCACCAAUGCAUUCAUGUACACAACAUUAUUUUGAGAUAAUAGAACUUGUUUUCCUGAGACUGUUGGGAUCCACCUGUACGUAAGCUAUUGGCUCAAGUUGAAUAUGAGGUUCAGAAAUGUGCAAUCAGUGAUGGGAGAAUCUUCCAUUUUGAAUGUGAUAGAAAAAAAAACGCACUUAAUGGGCCCAUAGACGGCCAUACAGCAAGAUUAUCAACCGAAUGCCUCUGUUGUGCAACGCAGGGGCUAGAUAGAGACUCAAUGGAAUGUACAGUUUUUCAAUCGAUUUUUUUUUCUUCUAUCUUAUACGUGCCAACUAUGAAAUGCUCUUGGCCUGAAACUAUGUGGUUUACAUGUACAUAUCCAAUAUUUUACCUUUAUUUAAUUUGCCUGUUUUUAUAGGUGGCUGUAUAUGUUGUUGUCCAAGCAUAACAAAAAAUUGUCAAUUUUGUUUGCCCUGCUCUGUACAUUUUCUAAGGGCAUCAAUUCAGGAAUUAUGUUUUUUUUUUCAAUCAUGUAAAUAUUGAAUGUUAAGGUCUCAUUGUUAUUAAGUGAUAUCGUUUUGCACACAUCAUUGCAGUUCCUAUAAGCUAAACGUGAUUCGACUCCAGCUCUGAAACCCAGCUUAUAGGGCAACAUGGACAGUUAUUAUUCUGUGUUAUGCUAAGUAACCAUUGUGAUGUUGUGUUGUGAACUCAUUGCUUGGAAAGUGAAAUAUAAAUGCUGCUAUUUUUUGCACAGCUCUGAACAAAUCUUCAAUGUUUUACACAGUGGUAUUUGCAUAAUGGUCGUGCACCAGUGUUUCCUGUCAGGCCACUGGAGUGUUUGCCAUUACGUUUGCAGUCAGUGUUACUAAAGUCUAUGACGAUCAUCUGUGAAUUAGAUCUUUUGUACAGUUCAUUUUUCCUAUGUGUCAGCUUUGGAAGGUGAUAUUUAGUAAGUGUGUGUUGUCUGUGGUUGCGCCACAGUUGCAUUCACUACUCUACAUGUUAAUACAAAGGUCAAUGCAGUACUUGUUUAUGGUGACCAUGAUGAAAUAAAUCCAAACUUCUGUAGGA
Trematomus bernacchii (emerald rockcod) is the source of this 3329-nucleotide messenger RNA. It is a transcript of the gene cdk5r2b, whose product is annotated as cyclin-dependent kinase 5, regulatory subunit 2b (p39). Bases 227 to 1105 code for a protein of 292 amino acids. The transcript has a single exon. The record is from RefSeq and is a predicted model, not a curated record. Gene Ontology annotation, biological process: brain development; activation of protein kinase activity; positive regulation of cyclin-dependent protein serine/threonine kinase activity. NCBI's taxonomy places the organism in Eukaryota, Metazoa, Chordata, Actinopteri, Perciformes, Nototheniidae. Gene Ontology annotation, molecular function: cyclin-dependent protein serine/threonine kinase activator activity; protein kinase binding. Gene Ontology annotation, cellular component: cytoplasm; protein kinase 5 complex.